AUGCGCAAGGGUUUCCAUAAUUCCCUGACAGUUCCUGCGUUCCCCUUCUUGGAUCAUCUUCUUCUUGAGUUUGACUUCGUUAGUAUUUCAUUUGUUGAGGAUCUCUCAUUUACUGCAUAUGAUUAUUUCCCUAAUCAAACCGCUUUUGUCAAAGGGAGGAGUAUUGUUGAUAACACCCUCCUUGCUCAAGAAAUUGUGAAAGGUUAUGGGAGGAAGAAUAUUUCUCCUAGGUGUGCUCUUAAAAUUGACCUUCAAAAAGCUUUUGACUCCAUUCACUGGGGCUUCAUUCCUAUCAUUCUCAAGGCUUUAGAGCUUCCAUGGAAACUCAUUGACUGGAUUUUUGUCUGCUACUCUAAUGCCUCCUACUCCAUUGCCUUUAAUGGAAGCUUGGUUAGUUGUUUCAAAGGAGCCAAGGGUCUUAGACAAGGUGACCCUUGA
This is a messenger RNA of Hibiscus syriacus, 438 nucleotides long. RefSeq lists its product as uncharacterized. Bases 1 to 438 code for a protein of 145 amino acids. NCBI's taxonomy places the organism in Eukaryota, Viridiplantae, Streptophyta, Magnoliopsida, Malvales, Malvaceae. The record is from RefSeq and is a predicted model, not a curated record. The transcript has 2 exons.